AUGGAAACACCACCACGAGGACAGAAUGCAUUACUGCCAGGACCGUCACAGUCGAAACAACUCCAUGCACGACUAAAGCGACAGAUGGAAAGUGAAAUGGAAGUCGAAGGAAAUCCAGAAAUGGUGCGUAUGGGUGAGGAUGUGCCCGUGCAUACAGCUGCCAUGAAGCCGCUAGCUGACGACUAUGAUGACGACGAUCUCGACUGA
Peronospora belbahrii is the source of this 207-nucleotide messenger RNA. NCBI's taxonomy places the organism in Eukaryota, Oomycota, Peronosporomycetes, Peronosporales, Peronosporaceae. The record is from the annotation of a GenBank genome assembly.